This is a messenger RNA of Pungitius pungitius (ninespine stickleback), 2183 nucleotides long. RefSeq names its product tRNA methyltransferase 13 homolog (gene trmt13). Gene Ontology annotation, biological process: tRNA methylation. The record is from RefSeq and is a predicted model, not a curated record. The transcript has 10 exons. Bases 409 to 1809 code for a protein of 466 amino acids. NCBI's taxonomy places the organism in Eukaryota, Metazoa, Chordata, Actinopteri, Perciformes, Gasterosteidae.
CGCCAUCAUGGUUUGGACAGUCCACUAAUGACGUCACUCAAACUCCAGCCACACCCGCUGGUAUAAGAGGCGGGAAAUGUUUUUGUUUGGCACACAGAACGACCAAUCAGAAAGAAGAAAGCGAUCAGUGGGAGGAGGGCUAAGGAAAAGAAACGGCGGGGUUCACGUGCUACUUUGGAGAAAUCUAUAUGAAUACACGCCACAUUGAAAAUGGUCUUAAACUUGAGGUAAAAAGUAAAGAUGCAUAACGAUGCAUUAAAAUAUGUUAAGAAAUAUGUCAGCAACUAUUCUGUAACAUCCCCACUAUGUAAAUUGAGCAACUCACAAAUUGAUAUUUUCAGUUAAAAAAAAGGUGGCUGAACAGCUUUUGCAGUGCAUUCACGCCAUUUCCGACAGCUGAGCGAGCUCAUGAACGCAGCGUCAUUUGCGUCAGUGUUUUCCAACAUGGCGGCCGCCCUGUCCGGCAGAUGUGGCUUCUUCGUGGAGAAAAAGAAACGUUUCUGUAAAAUGACCGUCGCAUUAGGAAAAGUGUUCUGCGGAGAACACGCAAACAUGGAGGAAGGAAGCAGCAGAAGGAUUCCAUGUCCUCUGGACCCCAAACACACUGUGAGUGAAGACAAACUGGACAAACACCUGAAGAAAUGUAACUCCAGGGAGAAAGCAAAGCCUGUUUAUUACGUGGAGAACAUAAACUCUGGAUCAACGGACGGAGAGACGCUCCAACAGGUGAGUCUGUCUGAGCGGAGCAGGGCCGAGUUACAGGCUCUGCUGGACAAACUCAAGUCUGCCGUCACAGGACUGCAGUGCGACGUGGAGGACAGCGUUCUGUCUCAUCCCGUCCUGCAGGAGGAACUCGACAACCCAAAGAACGGAGACUCCGCCCACAAACACCUGAAGCAGCAGUCCUCCCUCUUAGGUCACCUGGAGGCGCUGGGGCUGCUGGGAAGAGGGCGGUGCUUCGUGGAGUUCGGAGCAGGUCGGGGAAAACUGUCCCACUGGAUCCACGAAGCUCUGAAGACCCGAGACCAGCUGCAGGCCUGCGAUGACCUGCAGCUGCUGCUGGUGGAGCGCAGCAGCACCCGCUUCAAGGUAGAUGGGAAACAUCAGGAUACCGGAGUUCAGUUUGAGAGGCUGCAGGUCGACAUUCAACAUCUGGAUUUAAGUAAAGUGCAGCUGCUCGGACAGAAGAGGCUUCCGCUGGUCGGAGUUGGAAAACACCUGUGUGGAGCGGCGACAGAUCUGGCUCUGCGCUGUCUGUUGGAAACGCCACGAGGGAGAGGGGAGGCCGAACCACCGCGGAAACGCCUCAAAACCUCCGAACCAGACCCAGCGGACGCCGCACCGCCAGAGUCCGGUCCCGGUCCGGACCCGGGCCUCGCUCCGGUUCUGGGCCUGGCGGUGGCGCUGUGCUGCCACCAUCGCUGCGAGUGGCGCCAUUACGUCGGGCAGCAGUUCUUCCUGCAGCGGGGACUCGGAGCGGCGGAGUUCUCUGCUUUCUGUCGGAUGUCCAGCUGGGCCACCUGCGGGCUCGGCGCCGCCAACCAGGGCCGCGCCCCCCAGGGCGGGGGGCCCGACCGGGACGAAGAAGAAGAGGAGCACGCACCGGCAGAGGAGGCGGACGGCGUGGGCGGGUUCCUCUCGGCGGGGGAACGCGAGCGGGUCGGUCGCCUCUGCAAGCGUCUGAUCGACGGCGGCAGGCUUCACUUCCUGCAGACGAGAGGAUUCCACGGCAAACUCGCCCGUUACGUAAACAGUCAGGUGACUCUGGAGAACGUGGUUCUGACCGCCGUCCCCUCGGCGCCGUCCUGAAGAGACCCAGAGCCCGACCGACUCAUCCGACUCAUCCGGAAAUUCUACAAACGUAUUUUUAUUUAGAGCUAAAAGGAUCAAAUAGUUUUAAUUUUUGUAUUAAAAUGUUUUCAGUCGUGUUCAUUCUGUCUACUUUAAAAUAUAACUUCAUACAAAACACUUUGUCUGUGGCUUUCUGAAUGAAAUCUGACGUACUGCAAAAAACAAUGAACAAAAUAUUCUGUGUUCUCAGCCUCCAGAUACAGAAAUAUAAAUGAGUGCAUGAAUAUAUGAAUGCGUCUUGAAUCAGCUGCUUCUGAAUCUUCUAUGGUUUUAAAACCUGUAAUUAAGCAAUAUUUAUUUAUUUGAUGAGUGUCAGCUCUGAAACAGAAUCA